AAUACGCGUGUCUGUAAAAUGAGCCUCUUGACCAUAUUUAUUAUAAAACAUGACAUUAAAUUAUUCUGUAUAGAAACACUGAAGGUGGAUUUUGUAAAUGUGCCACAUGCAGGCCACAAUCUCUUCAAAUGACUUGUUUCUGCAAAAAUCAAAAUGCCUUUAAAAAAAAAAAUCUAUUGAUAUGUUUAUUUUUACUUUCCUUUCAGAUACGUCAUUUGGGUACAGUGAGUCGCAGGGUUAUGGCUUCAGACAAUACUGCUGGAGCCGACACAGCUCCUCAGCUGGUUGUGAAACUCAUUGGCAGCAAACUGAUCAGAUAUUAUACUGAAGAGCCGGAAAAGGAAAAAGAAGUCAAUAGCGAUGCUUCCGGGGAGAGUACAAACCGACCGCAGAAUAUUGAAAGCAGGGCAGUUAAGUCCCCCCCUGAUGAAGAGGGCGUGGCCACACAAACAAGGCAUGCGUCGGGUGGGGGGGAGUGGUCCCCAUGGCCCGUGCUUCCGCAGGUUCCAGACAGACAUUGUGUGACAGCACCCCCUGGGUGUUGCUCACUGGCCUGUACUAAUCCUAAAAAGACCCCCACACUGAGGUCUGCUCCCCACGUAGCCCUGAGGCUAAACUCAAGUCAGCUGGGAGUUCGUAGUGCCUCGAUGGAGAAAGAAGAGACAAAAGGAACCGAACACCACAAAGAAGAAAAAGACGUAGACCUCCUUUUCACUGCGGUGUCCGAAGAGCUGAAAGACUGGCGAAAGGAGGCACUGAAGAACAUUGAGAUGGAGCUUCAAGAACUCGACCCCUCCCACUGCGGGACUAUUGACCACUUUGAUCUCACCCAGGUGCUCUUCAGAAAUGAAGUUCCUCUGAAGCUGCCCACACUACAACUGCUCCUCCAUACCUUUUCCAGUUCAACCUGCCCAGAGGAGAUUCAUUAUAAAGAUUUACUCAGUUUCGUCACUGAUGCUGUAUUAGAAGAGGAACAGCAGGAGAAAACAGAGUCGGACGUUGGGAAUGCGCUGCAGAGAUCUGCGAGUGUUUCUGACCCCACCCACAGUGAGCCCCCCCCAGGCUUGGGCCUCCCCAGGGAGACAGAGAUCUGGCUGCAGAGGUUCCAAAAAAUGGAGGAAGCAAUGUGGAUGUGUGACAGCCAAAACUCUGGAUUCAUUGACAAGGAUAAGGCGAGACACCUGAUUCAAAACUACAAUCUCAUCUUCGACUUGAACCUGAGCCCAGUGAAAAUUGAUGAGGCAAUCCGUGGUUCACAGUCAGAAAGCAGGGUUAAUUUGGACUCACUUCUCCAGAUCUUGAAAGAAUUAUAAUGCGACGUGUGUAUGAGAAUGGCCUACAAUCACAUUGUAAACAAUUAGUCAUUGCAUGUAAAUUAAGGAUCAAAUUAUCUAAAUGGCACAUAGAUGAGCUGAAAUUAUAAUCAAAGCUGAAAAUAUGAACAAUUCAAAGGGCAGAUACCAGAUACACAACUUUUACAUAGCAUGUAUGUAAGUCGCUCUGGAUAAGAGCAUCUGCUAAAUGCCUGUAAUAUAAUUUAAUGUAUCUUUAAAUUGUUGAAUUGCCUUACAUUGUAAUAAGAAUAUACCUAUUUUCACAGAUUAAGUUAAAUUGUUAACUUUGUAACUGUUAAAUUGUUAACUUUGUAACUGUUAAAUUGAUAACUUUGUAACUGUUAUUGUACUAUAGGUUUAUGGGACAGAUAAAGUUUAGCGAAACAAGUACAACAGUAUAAUUUCACAAUGUAAAAAUAAUAAAAGCAUCUUAUUUGUUAACACAAUUUUAUAAACAAAACAAUGGUAAAGAAAAAAAAAAGAAAUGGUAAAGAAGGUCCUCGGUUUGAAUCCCGGCCUAGGCCUUUCUGCGUGGAGUUUGCAUGUUCUUCCCAUGACUGCGUGGGUUUCCUCCGGGUACUUGGGGUUCCUCACAGGUUCCAAAGACAUGCAGGUAGGCUAAUUGGAAACUCUAAAUUGCCCCUAGGUAUCAGUGGGUGACAUGGUGUGUGUGCCUUGCGAUAAGCUAGCAAACUGUCCAGGGUGUAAUUCCUGCCUCUCACCCAAUGCAUGCUGGGAUAGGCUCCAACACCUCCCAUGACCCUGACCAGGAAUAAGCAGGUAUAGAUGACGGAUGGAUAACGACUCAUUUUAUUCAUGCUGUGCUUUUCAACACCCAAAGCAGUACACGCACUGGAUUAUUCAAACGAAUAGCGUCGUUUUAAAAAUGUUUUUUUAAUUUAUCAUUUAUUUUUUUUUUUUUUUACAAUUUUAAGUAUAACACGGGUCAGUUGCAGAUUAUUUCCACUAUAAAUUAUUUGUAUUUCAGACUUCCAGACUUAACAUGGUAAGAUGGAAAAACGCAGGGCCAAGGGGACGGGGUAGUAUUUCUCUGAAAUAGAUAUCGUUGAAUUUGAGCUAAGAUGGUCAAUAUUGCUUGUUGGAACUUCGCUUCAUUUAUUUUGAUAUCAACACUUUUGAUGGCAGGUCAUGAUUUUGCACAUUUUAAUCACUUAGAGGCAGUACUUUUAGUAACUUGGCAUUGUACGCUGAAAACGUGUUUUUGUUCUCCUCCACCAACGCACCAGUUCGUGUUUUCUUCCGCGAACGUCUCAAAUGUCAGACUGACUACGUCAUGCGGAGAUGCAAGCCACGCCCAUGUAGUAAAUUCGCCCAAGUAAAUAAACGUAUUUCAGUGAAAAUGAAACUGACAGUCCUGAGGUUAUUCUCGCAUAGUUACUAGCUCUGAAUGUUAUAUCUGACAGAAAACGAAAGAAACGAAAACGAAGCUGCUGGCGAUUUUUGCUAACACACUUUUAGGGACCUUCAGAAAUGCCGGGGAUGGAUCACCACACUGGAUCUAAACACCUGUCCUAUAAGGAUGCCCUUCAAUGGCAAAUGCCGGCAUCAGGGCCAGGAAAUUCAGCUGCCGCCCAAAAUGACCCCGUGAACAAACUCAAAGCUUCCCUUCGCAACAUCAUGCACAGGCACCCUGAGGGAAUGUCGCUGGCUCAGAUUCGAAGGUCCUGUCCUUUGCUCCGUGACCCUGUCCUUUUGAAGGACUUUGCUUCUUCCAAGCUGCUCCUGGCCUCACUGACUGAUGUGGUGCAACUGCAGGGCAUUGGCAUUCAGACUCGAGUUUGCCCAGCAGCAGCAGCAGCAGCACCUCGGACAUAGCGCCCGCAGGGCUGUGUCCUUAUAAAUGUACAAUCCUCACAGAGACACGGCAGGGAUUAGUUAUUCAUGUGUUCUCUUUCAGUCUGUUAUAUCCCUGUGUGAUACAAAGAUAGAAAAUGUUGAUAUUCAAGAAUACAGCUUCAUAUUUUUUGUACUACUCAAUAUAAUUACAGGUACUCAUGCCAAACUCUUGUACAUUUGACUUGCUUUGAAUAUAGGACCAUUUUGUCAGUUCAUUCCUGUCCUGAUUAGUGUGAUGUAAUAUAGUCAAAUUUAAUUUCCUAUUUAGGAUUGUUGACUCAAUAGAUAGAUAUUUAUAUAUAUAUAUAUAUAUAUAUAUAUAUAUAUAUAUUUUAAAAUAAAAGUAAUCAAUGUCAGUGAUUUAUUUCAUAACCUGAAGUCUUUUCUUGGCUACUAACCUAGCUAGCUAGUUAGUUAUAUUGCAUGUAAUUCAUAUUAAAGUUAGCAUAAUUCAAAUUUUUAACAUAUUUUAAUUUAAAUAUGUACAAAAGUAAUUUGUAAUUAAUAAAAAAUAUAUAUUUCUGGUGUUCUCUUUGUUACCGAUAUUAGAUUGUGUGAGAACAAUUAUAGUUUAUACAGGCCCUGCACCUCGCGCACAAUAUUUGUAAAAAAGGAAAUCUCAGCACUGUUUGAAACACAUUUUGGUAUAUUUUAAAAUAAAUUAUUGGUUAUUUGGAAGCUACUAA
This is a messenger RNA of Anguilla rostrata (American eel), 3877 nucleotides long. RefSeq lists its product as uncharacterized. The coding region runs from base 129 to 1313 and encodes 394 amino acids. NCBI's taxonomy places the organism in Eukaryota, Metazoa, Chordata, Actinopteri, Anguilliformes, Anguillidae. The transcript has 9 exons. The record is from RefSeq and is a predicted model, not a curated record.